AUGGACGGCUCGCGGCGCCACGGCCGCCCAGAAGAGGAGCUCUUCUUGGGCCAUUCGAACAAUACUCCCGAGACACCUACCGUGGGCCCGCUGCGCAUCAACAAGCGCGACAACGCCGCCUCGCCUCCCCCACGCGCAGGCUCCGCUGGCAGCCUGAACGAAGGCCUCGCCCGUCCGCCGCCGGUGCCCAACUUCCCUGCUCCGACGUCGACACCUCCCUCCGGCCCGCUGCCGUACCCCGACGACGGUCCGCGCCCACAGUCGGGUUCUGGGCGCCGCGUUUACACGCCGCUCUCGGAGCGCGAGAGAGCGUCCAGGAACAACACGCCCGAGCAAGAUAGAUACAGGAACCCGUCUGGAGGCUCCCCGCGCACGCGAUUCGACGCGAGUGACCCGCACCGCCCCACCGUCUCGGGAUACGCCUACGCGCCGUACGCUGUGGACGACGGCCGCGCGGGGUCUUCGCAGGGCAGGCCUGCGGACAAGCGGCAAGGCACUCCAAAACCACUGCCCGCCUCCCCGGGCCCCGAGACCCCAGACAAGGAGGGCCUGUUCCAGAAGGCACCCCAGCGCGCUGGGUCGCAGCCCUCAGAAGCAGAGGCGAAUCCUUAUCCGGACUACCACCAGCAGUACUGGCCGCCUCCGCCAACAGCGGCCUCGCCGCCUCAAAACCAACAAGCUCUGAGAAUACCGAACCCUGCCGGUGUGAACCGUCUCAGCUCCACCGCAUCUACAUCUACCACCAGAGCCCAGCGGGGCUCUCCGCCUCCGCCAGAAACGCCCGCCAUCGAUCAUCCACCGGGCGGGGGGAUAGAGGCCCGUUAUGCAGCAGCCGGGAUUGCUGGGCCUUCUACGCUCAGCAACAUACAAGGUCAGAAUGCGGCGGCCACUCAACGCCUGCAACAGUACGGCGGGCAACCGCCGCAAGUGAACCCUCAACCACAGCAGGCUCAACAGCCGCCCCAGCGGCCGUGGACCCCGACGGAACAGCCUGGUUCGCAGCCUCAUGGCCCUCCCACGGUGUACCAAGGUCUUUCUGAGGUGAGGCAGCCGGCUUCCUCCACUCCUCCGACCGGCCAUCCCGCUGUAGCAUUGCCGCCACUGUCAUCUGCCGCCCAAAGCACAGCCCAGCAGGCUACCGCUCCCGGGGUAGAAGCCCCGAACGUUGGUCUUCGGCCCGGUGAACAAACGCUGGAGUCGGAUUUCCAGCGGAUGAACGUCAACGAGGAACCGCCUCCAGCGUACUCGAGCGUGCAACCUCAGGCUCCUCAAGGCUACCCGAAUGACAAGCGGCCCGCUCCCGCGAACCAGCAGCCUCCUGCGCAAGCAGGUCCCGUAGGAACGACUGCUGAUCCGAACCUGCAAGGACAUCCUGCUUUCGCGAACCAACAGGGCCCCCAGCCAGGCGCCGGAGCUCAACCGGGCACGCAGCCUCCCGUGCAGGUGCAGCCACAACCGGUGCAGCACGCUGGGCCAAGCAAUCUGGCACCUCUUCAGAUCCACCCUCACCAGCAGAACACUUCUCCCGGCCCCGGACCAGGCCCGGCAUCGCCCCCACCGCUCCCGGAAGGAUGGAUCGCCCACCUCGAUCCCAACUCUGGCCAUUACUACUACAUCCAUCUUCCGACUCAAUCGACUCAGUGGGAGUUCCCCAAAGGCCCCACUCCGCUCAACCUCAACGAGCCUCUGUCCCCCACGGGAACUUUUGUCAAUCCACUGACUUCACCAGGCUUGGGUUCUUUCUCCGGGAAGCCGAUGGCGUCACCCGGGUUUCCGCCGCAGCAAGCUACGUACCAUGAGAGCAUGCCUGGCAUGGCAGGACUGGCGAGCCCCACGGCCGCCGGUUUCACCGGCCCUCCCCCACAAGCCGGAGUGGACAUGUACAAAAUCCAGCCCACAAACGGUGUCUAUUUCGGGCCAUAUUUGCGCUACACCAACAUGGACCUCGAGCGAGGUAUUUGGCUUGGUUCCAUCCUGCUGGUCACGGAUGCGCCCCAGCCUCCUACUAUUCACAUCCAUCAGAGUGUGGAUCUUUCCCCCAACCCCCGGCAACUGAAGCCCAAUCCGAUCUACAGCCACCAAAGAUGGAUUUUCUACAGGUACGAUAUCGACCUCAAGAUGGAAGAAGGCCAUGCCGCCAAGUGGACAUACGCUGUGACUUCUCAUUUGGGAUGCACACGCUACGAGUUCCUCGUUGCAGGUCGUCACGAGACGAGCUGGCGGUUCAUUGCACACUCGGGAAACGACUUCGCGCUCAACGUUGGCGCCAACGAGCGCCAGAAGCUUGGUGGGGUAGGCUACAUGUGGAAAGAUAUUUUGCAGAAGCACAUUGAAUGCGGUGGCUUCCACGUCCAGCUAGGCUUGGGCGACCAGAUCUAUGCGGAUCGUAUCUGGAAGGAAAUCCCUCUGUUAAAGCAGUGGACGUCCACGAGCGGGAAGGAGAACCGCAAGAAUUCGCCGUGGACGGCGAAGCACGAGGAAGACGUGACCCACGCGUAUUUUCACUACUACACGAGCCAUUUCGAUCAGCCGCACCUCCGCGAAGCGUUCGCGCAGAUCCCGCACGUCCUCGCUCUGGACGAUCACGACAUCUUCGAUGGCUGGGGGUCAUAUCCCGAGUACAUGCAAUUCUCCAACAUGUUCAAGAACAUUGGGCGGAUCGGCAUUGAGAUGUAUCUCCUCUUUCAGCACCAUACAACACUGGAGAUCCUUCGCAACGUCAACAACGACCAGGACCUCUUCACGAUUACCGGAACGGGCUGGCACUUCGUCAAGUAUCUGGGCCCGUCGGUCGUGGUGGUGGGUCCGGACACUCGAUCCGAGAGGAACCCCCAUCAGGUCAUGGCUGGCCCGACGUACCAGGGCCUUUUCCCGAAGGUGGCACUGUUGCCGCCCAGCGUCCAGCAUUGCAUCUGGAUGAUUCCUGUGCCCCUGGUCUACCCGCGACUGGAAUCCGUCGAGCAUCUGGCCAGCACCAUGGCCACCGGCAAGAAGGCCGUCACCGGCACUUUCAACAUGCUUGGAAAGGUCACGAGCUCCGUCGCCGGCGUCGUUGGCGCCAAGGGAGUUGUUGGCGACGGCUUCAACUCGGUCAAGAAAGCCGUUGGCAAGUCUGGCUUGAUGAGCGGCAUUUUAAGUCCUUUUGGGGAGAUUGACGUGCUAGAUGAGCUUAGAGAUCAAUGGACCCACGAAUCCAAGGAUCUCGAGCGUACCUACUUGAUUCGCACGCUUCAAGGCAUUGCUCACAACAAGUCUCUUCGGAUGACGUUCUUAUCUGGGGAUGUCAACUGUUGCGGAGCGGGCCUCGUUCACGAUCCCUCUCGCCUUCAAGACCACAAGACGAUGUAUCAGAUCAUUUCCUCUAGUGUGGUCAACAGCCCCCCUUCUUCCUACGUGCUGCGAAUGCUUCACAACAACAAACCUCUCUGGGUCCCUGCCAACGGCCACCGAUCGACGCAGAGUCCCUCGGACACCAAGGAAGAGAUGAUGGAGAUUUUCACACAGGAUGUGAACGGCCAACCCAGAGAGAUGAGGCGUUUGAUGGGUCGUCGAAACUAUGUUGCAUGUGUCAUCUACGAUCCAGAGAUUGUGAAUGGCACGUUCGGCCAGGCAGUGCCAGGCCAAGGCGGAGGUAAGCUAAGCAUCGCGGUAGACUUCAUGGUUCAGAACGAGAACCUUUACGGCGCGCCCAUGAAGUACGGGCCGGUGAUCAUCCCGAGUUUGGAGUACGGCAGAUAG
Lasiodiplodia theobromae is the source of this 3738-nucleotide messenger RNA. RefSeq names its product WW domain containing protein. Bases 1 to 3738 code for a protein of 1245 amino acids. Gene Ontology annotation, molecular function: protein binding. Gene Ontology annotation, cellular component: membrane. NCBI's taxonomy places the organism in Eukaryota, Fungi, Ascomycota, Dothideomycetes, Botryosphaeriales, Botryosphaeriaceae. The transcript has 3 exons. The record is from RefSeq and is a predicted model, not a curated record.